Molecule: messenger RNA, 1479 nt
Organism: Striga asiatica
Lineage: Eukaryota; Viridiplantae; Streptophyta; Magnoliopsida; Lamiales; Orobanchaceae
Source: the annotation of a GenBank genome assembly
AUGGUUUCACUACCAAAUCAACUCAACUUCAUUCUAAUCCCUCUAAUGGCCCCGGGUCACAUAAUCCCCAUGAUCGACAUGGCCAAGCUCCUCGCCCGCCACGGCAUCACCGUCUCCAUCAUCGUCACCCCUCUCAACGCCGCCCGUUUCGACUCCGUCGUCUCCCGGGCCAUCUCCUCCGGCCUCCCUAUCCGCCUCCUCCCCGUCCCCUUCCCCGCCGAGGAGGCCGGCCUCCCGCCCGGCUGCGAGAGCGCCGACUCCCUCCCUUCCUACUCCCUCGUCCCCAACUUCUUCGACGCCGUCGAAAAAUUCCGAGCCCCCGUCGACGACACUCUGGCCGGCCUCCGCCCCCUCCCCAGCUGCAUCAUCUGCGACAAACACUUACCCUGGACCGCCGACACGUGUGAUCGCCUCCGAAUCCCGAGGAUCGUCUUCGACGGCAUGAGCUGCUUCGCCCAGCUCGUGAUGCACCGACUUUACGCUUCGGAAAUCCACACAACCGUGGGCCCGUCGGAGCCUUUCGCCGUCCCGAACCUUCCCGACAAAAUCGAGCUCACGAGGCUGCAGCUGCCCGGGUACUUCAACCCCGGCUCCGUGGACGUCGGCUCUAUCCGCCAAAGGGUGAAGGAGACCGAGCACCGGGCCCACGGGGUGGUCGCCAACACGUUCGCCGAGCUCGAGGGACCCUACUUGGACGAGUAUCGGAAGUUGAAGUCGGGCCGGGUUUGGUGCGUCGGCCCGUUGUCCCUGUUUGGAGACGACGGCCCGCUCGACCGGGCCCAGAGAGGGAAUCGGGCCUCGAUCGACGCGGGGGAAUGCAUUGGGUGGAUGGACGGGCAGAAGCCCGGUUCGGUCGUGUACGCCUGUCUCGGGAGCUUGAGCCGGCUUUCGCCGGCGCAGUUCGUCGAGCUGGCCCUGGGUCUGGAGCUUUUGGGCCGGCCGUUUAUUCUCGUGGUUAAAGGUGGGGACAAGUCGGAGGAGAUCGAGAAAUGGAUCUCGGAGUCUGGGUUUGAGAGGAGGGUCUUCGGGGAGAGGGGGCUACUUAUCCGAGGGUGGGCCCCACAGGUGCUUAUCCUGUCCCACUCUGCAGUCGGGGGGUUUCUGACGCACUGCGGGUGGAAUUCGACGCUGGAGGGCGUGUCGGCGGGCGUGCCCAUGAUCACGUGGCCGAUUUUUGCCGAGCAGUUUCUGAACGAGAAACUGGUCGUGCAGGUUUUGAGGACGGGCGUGGGGGUGGGGGUCAAGAGCGUCGCGCAUUUGGGAGAGGAGACGAGUCCGGAAAACGAGGUGGGGAGAGAGGACAUUAGGAGUGCAGUUGAGAGGGUGAUGGAUGUGGGCCGAGAGGCGGAUGAAAGGCGGGAAAGGGCGAAGGAGCUCGGGAGGAAGGCGAAGGGGGCCGUGGAGGAAGGAGGAUCGUCUAGUGCGAAUGUUGCGCUUCUGGUUCAAGAAAUUACUCGAUUGAUUGAUCAACAACAGUAG